This is a messenger RNA of Scylla paramamosain (green mud crab), 500 nucleotides long. Its product is annotated as 2-Hydroxyacid oxidase 1-like. Lineage: Eukaryota; Metazoa; Arthropoda; Malacostraca; Decapoda; Portunidae. The record is from RefSeq and is a predicted model, not a curated record. The coding region runs from base 150 to 485 and encodes 111 amino acids. Gene Ontology annotation, molecular function: oxidoreductase activity. The transcript has 3 exons.
ACUGGGAUGUGGGAUGGACGCCAAGGUCACGGGGAUAAAUCACCAGCGUGAUCACAACACUGGCUGCAGCUACAGGCCUGGCGGUGGUGGUGGUGGUGAGAGGCACAGCACUGCAUCAACUGCACUCAAGUCCCUCCCCGGCCGCCAAGAUGAGCAAGCAGCUGGUGUGUGUGCAGGACUAUGAGAAGGAGGCUCGCCAGCACCUCAACAAAAACACCCUGGACUACUAUCAGUCUGGCGCCCUGGACGAGGUCACUCUGAGGGAAAACAAAGAGGCUAUGGAGAGGUGGUACAUUCGCCCCAGGUUCUUGCGUGACGUGUCUCACUGCAGUCUAGCCACCACACUGUUGGGCCACAAAGUCGCUGUGCCCUUUGGGGUGGCCCCAACAGCCAUGCAGCGCAUGGCCCAUAAUGAAGGGGAGGUGGCCACAGCACGAGGUAAGCCGUCACUACUAUAUGUAUAUUUUCUCUUGAUAAAUGUUUAAUAGCAAGGUAUUACA